AUGAUAUUCGGUCAGGACUAUAAAUUAAAGAAAAAGUUCUUAUGCCUAAAACCUUUAAAAAAAAAUCAAUACGCUACUUCUCUUAAUAUUAAUUCAAAUACCGGUGAAAUCAAUACUGGGAUGGAUCGAAAAACUAAUUUUAGUGAAAACAGCUCGAGUAAUGUUUUAAUUGAUAUCAAACCGACUUUUUCUCCCACUUUAACAGCAAAUGAUGUCAUCAAAAAUGCUAAUAAAUCUAAAACAUCGAACAAAAAUAGAGCAAAAACAUUUCCAAACGGUUUUAUCGCGUAUAGAAUGGCAUUAACUAAAGAAUAUCGUAAUAACAACUUUAAAUUACCCCGUAUGGGUAAUCUUUCUAAAAUCGCACAAAAGUCUUGGGAGGAAGAAUCACAAGAAGUCAAAGACUUUUACAAUAAGCUAGCUGACGAUGCUAAAUCUUUGUAUAAUCAAAAUAAUAUUCAAAUUGUAUUUGAUAAGCAUAUGAAUGAAAUUGAAAACAGUCAAGAAAACGGUCGGCUUGCUAAGAGAGGUGCAGAAUCUGAUUACGUCAAUCGAGAUUUUGAGGUUCUUCCAUUUGAAAAUUCAAAAUUAACGCAAACUUCAGCAAGUGACUUUCACCCGAUUCAGGAUUCUACUAUCGAUUUCCAUUCUUCCCAUUAUAAUUACGUUAUUUUUCCUAAUAAAAGCUCUACAUAUAGUUCAUUAGUUAAUUCCCCUCUCAUUAAUAAUACUUCCGAAGUUCCAUAUGAAAUGAACAUAACGCUUAGCAAUCAAGAAUAUAUUAGAAUGUUGAAACAAACAAUUUAUUAUUUACUUUAA
Messenger RNA from Funneliformis geosporum, 819 nucleotides. The record is from the annotation of a GenBank genome assembly. Lineage: Eukaryota; Fungi; Glomeromycota; Glomeromycetes; Glomerales; Glomeraceae.